CGAAUGUGUCCUUGGGUGUGGGCAUGGGUGUGGGGCGAUUUGGGUGGUGCUGGAGAGGCCACCGCGCCGCGUGCUGUGCCCCUGCGGGGUGCGCGGAGGAGCGGGGAUAAAUAGGGGGCUCCCUCCCGCGACGCUGGCGGAGCCCGCCGCUGGCUGCUUCACUGCCCGGUCGCCAGGGUGCCAGCCUGGGCGUAGUUUCGCUUCCUACUGGCUUAGUUUCCAGGGACUCGCUCGGGCGCCCGGGCCGGGAAGGGGGUGAAGCGGAGGACAGAGACUCGGCCCGGGGCUGCGCGGCCCCCGCAGCGGGGUGGAUGGACCGGGCCGUCCCGGGCAGCGGCGCUAGCUCCCUGCCGCUGCUCCUGGCCCUUGCCCUGGGUCUGGUGAUCCUCCAUGGUGUGGCCGCAGAUGGGAACUCAAGCAGAAGUCCGGAAAUUAACGGCCUACUCUGCGGAGGUCCCGAGGAAAACUGUGCAGCGACCACCCCACUACCAAAGCGGAAAGGCCACUUUUCCCGGUGCCCCAGGCAGUACAAGCAUUAUUGUAUCAAAGGGAGAUGCCGCUUCGUGGUGGCCGAGCAGACGCCCUCCUGCGUCUGUGAUGACGGCUACACGGGGGCCAGGUGUGAGAGAGUGGACUUGUUCUACCUGAGAGGGGACAGAGCACAGAUUUUGGUGAUUUGUUUGAUAGCCGUUAUGGUAGUUUUUAUCAUUUUGGUGGUUGGUGUCUGCAUGUGCUGUCAUCCUCUUCGGAAACGUCGUAAAAGAAGGAAGAAGGAAGAAGAAAUGGAAACUCUGGGUAAAGAUAUACCUCCUGUAAAUGAAGAUAUUCAAGAGACUAAUAUUGCUUAAUGGCUACCAAAGUCCCUCCAGGUGGGUGGCAGCCGGCUGAGUGCCUUGCUCAUUCGAAAGUGGACAGACCUGUCUCAGGAAAACAGCUAGCAGAAAUGAAGUUUAAACAUUGGAUUAAUAUUUACUUUUUAUUUGUAACUUUAGUUUGUGUUGGUAUUGUUUGUAAUAAUAAUAAUAUUAAUUUUAUUAUUGUAUAGUAAUAAAAAACCCCGUUGAGGUAACAACAGUGAGAAGGGGAAUUUCGGUGAAGUUCCACAGAAGUUUUAUCACCAGGAUAACUAGUCAAACAGAAAAAAAAAAAUGUCAAAACAAGUUUAGGUCUUUGGAAUUGAAUUAUUAAUAAAACUACCAUUUAGCAAACCUUUGCCAUGUACUGAGAGUUCAAAAUAUGUUAUUUCUCUUACUCCUUCCAACAACUAGUGGGAUUCAUAUUGUGUUUCUCGUUUCUUGGGUCCAGAAACAGGGACAAAGAAAUAAAAUAACUGAAUCCAGAUUUAAGAGAGUUGGACAUUGGUGGGCCUGGAAUUAGAACCAAGAUUUAUCCAAAUCAAAGUCUGUGCUCUUAGCCAUCAAUUUUUGUUAAUCUGAGUUAGUGCAACCUAAUUCCAUAAUAUAAUCCAAGCUCUUCAGCUGAACUGUGUUUUGCUGUGAUUCUGAGAAGUCUAGGUCAUUUUCCUGCAGGAGCAGAGAACAGAGUCAGGUCUGAUGUUUCUAUCAGCAUCAUGCUUUCUGUAGAACUGAUUUUUUUUAUUAUUUUUUUUGAGACAGAGUCUCACCUUGUCACCUUGGUUAGAGUGCCAUGGCAUCAUAGCUCACAGCAACCUGAAACUCUUGGGUUCAAGUGAUCCUCCUGCCUCAGCCUCCCGAGUAGCUGGGACUACAGGUGUCCACCACAAUGCCUGGCUAUUUUUUCUAUUUUUAGUAGAGAUGGGGCCUCACUCUUGCUCAGGCUGUUCUUGAACUCAUAAACUCAGGCAAUCCACCCACCUCGGUCUCCCAGAGUGCUGGGAUUACAGGCGUGAGCCACCGUGCCAGGCCAAGACUCGUUUGUAUUCUUCUUAACAACAGCGUACCCGAUUGUUCGCAGGUAAAUUUUGGCACAGUGAAAUCACAACCACAGCAUCUGGCACUUGAGACCUUCUACCAGAUGCCUCUUCACCCUGUGGCUUAUUUAAUCAAGAUGGCCUUAAACCUGAGAAAGGGACAGUCUACAUUUAGCUGAUAUUCCAUGGAACAACUUUCUACAUUGAUUGACUGUGUAACUUACAAAAAUAAAUGCAAUAUGUUCUUAAAUUGCAGCACUUGGUGCCUAUCAGCCAAACAGCUUCUUUUUCGGAAUCUUCGUAAACUUUCAUUUUCAGUGUAGGUUCCAUAAGCCAAAGUGAAGAGGAAAAUUAAGACAAAAGCUGAAAUUUUAUAUCUUCUUCUAACAUUCGUAAUGUUGUAAGGGAGGCAGGGGCUGUUCUUACAUGUAAUACAGAAAUAGCUCCCUUACCUAGUAAUGUAAAAGUUACCUUAAAAAAUGGACAAUUUUCAAACUCUGUUUUUCCCUGGACUUAACGACCAUCCAUGAAAAAGCUUCAUGUCUGAGUCGAGCUGUACAUACCUUCUUUUCAAAAGUCUCCUUCAGACUCCCGCCUGCCCUUUCUCUUCCUCAGUCUUCUUUAAUACAAAAGGGCUUAGAACAAAUGUCUCUCGAAGCUUUUAAAAACACAAAGCAGUGAUAUAAAUGUUUCUUCCUUCCUGAACUGAAGUUGGCUGAGCAGUGGAAUCUCUCAAGAAGUUUAGACCUGGGAGCUUUGUUUAGAUCCUAAAAUGUUAACCAUGGCUUUUGAUAUUUGAUAGAUCUGAUAUCAAGAAACAAUUUCAAGGAUUUUCAUAAUUUAAAAAAACGUAUUUUAUAAUUGUUUUACACAUGCUAAGUGACUUUGUUAUGUAAGCUAUCAAUAUUUUCAUGUAAUAAAAAAUUUAUUUUUAAAAUAAAGUAAACGUGUUUUUACUUGGGAA
Molecule: messenger RNA, 2855 nt
Organism: Nycticebus coucang (slow loris)
Lineage: Eukaryota; Metazoa; Chordata; Mammalia; Primates; Lorisidae
Gene: BTC
Product: betacellulin
Exons: 6
Coding region: 312-848 (178 amino acids)
Biological process (GO): positive regulation of cell population proliferation; positive regulation of mitotic nuclear division; epidermal growth factor receptor signaling pathway
Source: RefSeq, a predicted model, not a curated record